This is a messenger RNA of Mycotypha africana, 264 nucleotides long. RefSeq lists its product as uncharacterized. NCBI's taxonomy places the organism in Eukaryota, Fungi, Mucoromycota, Mucoromycetes, Mucorales, Mycotyphaceae. The annotation marks the transcript as partial. The transcript has 2 exons. The record is from RefSeq and is a predicted model, not a curated record.
UCUGCAUUAGCCUAUGAAUUGCAUUAUGAAGUGAUGCAUCGCAACGUAUGUUCUGUUUGCCAGAAGAUUUUUCCCAAUGCUUACUGGUUGAGUCUACAUAUCGACGAAUUUCAUAAUAUUCUUGUACAAAUGAAGAAGGAAAGAGGGGAAAAGACAUAUAAAUGUUUGGUAGAAGGCUGUAAGUAUGUAGGUGCUAGGCCAAGGAAUCGUAAUGAACAUUUGAGAAAGCAGCAUUCUUUCCCAGACUAUUUCCCUUUCCAAAUU